Molecule: messenger RNA, 2698 nt
Organism: Podospora pseudocomata
Lineage: Eukaryota; Fungi; Ascomycota; Sordariomycetes; Sordariales; Podosporaceae
Gene: SQS1
Product: squalene synthetase-like protein
Exons: 3
Coding region: 567-2687 (706 amino acids)
Cellular component (GO): nucleus
Molecular function (GO): nucleic acid binding
Source: RefSeq, a predicted model, not a curated record
GGAAGAAAGCUGGGUUGAUCUUGAGAGGUGAGAGGUAGGACAAGCUCAUAAGGGAGGUAUGUCAUAUGAGUCGCGGGGGUCUCCACAACGACCAGAUGCCAGCUGUGGCGAAGGCUGCCUGCCGAGUGCACACCCGGCAACCGCCAAGCCCUUUGGGUCAAAUCUACGAUUACCCUAACCCUCCAAUUCCAACAGUGUACCUUCCUUGCGUGCCAAGAGUAAUACAAAGCUAGACUUUCAUGACAUCCUCCUGCCACUGAGGCAACGACAGCACUGCUCCAUCCCCAGACAUCGCUUGCCAGGCCACAAGUUUAUCUGGAAGGCAUGUGACUGGAUAAGCUGGGAGAUUUUCACUCUCUUUGGACUUUCGUUCCCAACAUCCAGAAAACACGCCAAGAACCGACUUCGACCCCUGGUAUUUCGUCUACGCCACCGCAGCUUAUUCAUUCUACUACCAGAGUUGUCCGCAUAAAAUAUUCGGCAUUGCACUACCUGCCGGUUUUCGCUGAAUUCGGAAUCCCCUUCUCCCGCUUCUUCAAACGAUAGGAUUUAUAUUUUUGACGACUAUGCCGCCAAAGAGGGGAAAGCGGCCAUAUGCAGGCCCCAAGGCUGCUCACCUUCGAUCUACCCCCGGAGUCCAGGGCCAUGUCAGUUCCUUUUCCUCAACGACGUUUUUCCAGAGUGUUGCGCACUCAAAUGACUUUUCUUUGAAGGAUGAGGUUAGGAACACUCAGUCCCACCACCUUGACUCAGCCUGGACUUCCGGUACGGUGAAACUUCGACAAAAGCCUGUAUCGUUUGUUAGUGCUGGAUACAGCGAACCUUUAAAACUUCUUGAAGAUAUCGAGCAAGACAAAGUUCCCCCUGGCGAGGCUACAGAGAGCAAGGCCGACGACAUGGACAUCACUACCGUAGACGUCAACCUCAACGUAUCCGCGGAGGCUGUCAUAGAGAAGACGACUCUCGUUGAGCUAGAUUCAGCGGCCAAGGGCAAGAUGGUUCUUUCCAACUCGACGUCUCAAGACAACCCCUCCAGCGAGACUCCCCAAGAACAGGCACAAGACCUCUUUUUCUUUGACGUUAGCGGAGAUAAAGCUAUCCGAGACAAACACCGUGCUGUCCAUCCGCCACCCCUGGUUCCCAUUCGGAAGCCAUCAUUGGCCGAAUCUGAUUCCAGCGAGGAAGUUAUCCUCUUCAGAGGCCGUGCAGGUAACGCCAAAACAGUUCCGCAAAGCAACUUUGUGGUUCGUAACGGCGUUGCUAUCAAUACCACAACCGCCAUAACUCCGACCGGUCAUAAGACCAAACCUACAGCUGCAGAGGAAACGAGCCUGCGUGAUGAUCCCGAAGUGAUUCCUGUAGCCCGCGAAAAACGAGCAGGACGCCAGCGCAGCCGUUCAAAAGCUUCCAAGAUUCCCAAAACCGACGAAGAUGAAGAGGACGCCAUUCUGGCAGAUUAUAUCGCCAACAUGAGUGCCAACCCAGAGGAUGACUUUAUUUCAAACCAGCUACGUUCAUUCAACAACCGUCGGGAUCUUGGGGGUGACAAUUUCGCUCUCAACCUCGGCUCCGGUGACGAGAAUGACAUGCCGGUGGUUGAAGAUUUGUCAGGCGACGAACAACAAGCUGAGUCUAGUGGUUCUGGUCUUAGUGAUGCCGACGAAGAUGACGGGGAUGAGAACGAUGAGCCAGAUGAAGACGACGAUAUGGACGCCGAUAUGGAUGACGAGGAGCUUGCACGACUUCUUGCCAAGCAGGAAGAGCUUGGGUUGGGGAGCGAUGAGCUUGUUUUGAUACCCGAGUCUUUCGGAGUAAGCAAGCGAGGGGCGAAGAAGGGAGGCCAGAAAAGGGCAACAUCCUCAUCGUUCGCCAAAUCUGCGAAUGCCAGCUCCGUUGCUGAUGCAUUUGAUGAUCUGGAUCUUGCCGACUGGACUGUGCCAGUCCCCCGCAAGCGACGCUCCAAACAACCACCCAACUUCAACAUUUCGGAUUCUGAAAUCGAGGCAAAACUGAAGUUGGAUUGGUCACGCGAUCGGGAACGAAAGAAAGAGCGCAAGCUUGCCCGUGAGUCAUUACGUGGUCAGGGUCUUCUUGACAAGAACGCCAGCCCCGACGAUUUGCGCGUCAAGUAUCCAAUGGGCCUUAGACUGGAAGACUUCAAAACUGAGCUGGUGGCUUUUCUGAUCAGCUCGGAUGAGCGUCUCGAAUUCCCCCCGCUCGACAAACAUGGGCGUAUGGUCCUCCACCAGCUUGCCUUGAAAUUCAAUGUCAAGUCCCAGUCUACAGGAAAGGGCACAACACGCCGGCCGGUUCUCUACCGGAGCAAGCGGACCAUCACAUUCAAACCGCACCAGAUCACAGAAGCGACACGCCAGGUAGAUGGUGCCGCCCGCCGGGUGGGGCGCAAGUACUUCCCCCGUGCUGACGUAGCUGGUCCACGGGGCGACACUCCCCGGGAUGGAUUCAGAGGAAGUGCACAUGUGAGCGUAAAAGCCCUGGUACUUCGAGAAGGAGAGGUGGUUGGCGCCUCUGCCCCUGAGUUGGGCCAGGAAAAUAAAGGUCGCGCGAUGUUGGAGAAGAUGGGCUGGAGCAAAGGCAUGGCUUUGGGAGCCUUGGAGAACAAGGGUAUCUUGGAGCCCGUCGCUCAGGUCGUCAAGAAGUCGAAGGCUGGCCUUGGUCGUACAUGAUGUGUGUUGAG